Messenger RNA from Chiroxiphia lanceolata (lance-tailed manakin), 3166 nucleotides. RefSeq names its product carbonic anhydrase 13-like. Gene Ontology annotation, cellular component: cytoplasm. Gene Ontology annotation, molecular function: zinc ion binding; carbonate dehydratase activity. Lineage: Eukaryota; Metazoa; Chordata; Aves; Passeriformes; Pipridae. Bases 1268 to 1816 code for a protein of 182 amino acids. The record is from RefSeq and is a predicted model, not a curated record. The transcript is spliced from 6 exons.
CUGAAUCGCUCAAAUCUCUUCUCUGAAUUUAGCUGCAGCUUUGGUUGUAUGUUUUUCCCCUUUUUACAACCCAUACUUGGACUUCUUGUGUCAGGAAAGAGCCGAUACAGAACAAGUGAAAUAUAUCCCAAAUGAUCCCUUUUCUUCUCUGAACAGUGUUAUUGUCCCAGUCUUUUCCAGGAGUAUGUAGCUUCCCUUUUUGCAAGCAAUAGUUCUCUGGUUUAGCAUAGUCUUUGUAAUGUUAGUACCUUCAUCUUUAAAACCUUGUCUUAGAUGUUAGACAAACUAGCACAACCCCCCUUGAAACUGUAGGAGCACAGAAUCUUCAAGCAGUAAUAUCAUCUUGUGGAUGCCUGAGUCUUAGCUGAGGAUCCAAGCCCAUAUAAUGCUUUCCCAAGGGUCAAAGCCAGAGGGAAAUUAAUUUUUGAUCAUGCUGUCCAUUAGUCCUGAGGACUUGUUAGCUUAUAGUGUCAACAGGGAGAGAAAUAGAUGGAGACACCAUUGUGCUUUGGUUUCCUGCACAGUCUUAGUUUUAAAUUUUCUGUCAAUACAAGCAACAUUGGAUGUUGCCUGAGGGCCACCAGCUGAUCAUCAGUGAUCGGUCUGACCUCGUGUGUGUCAGAUGCCACGGAACUUCCCAGAAUUAAUCUCUGCUUCAAGCCUACUAGGCACUGGUGAAGUAAAGCACAUCUCUUAGAAAAACACACAAUCUUGAUUUCAAAUUUUCCAGCGAUGAUGAACCUACCACAGCCUUUGGUAAGUUGUUCUAAUGGUUAAUUACCCUCACAGCACAUCAGCUGAUGUGAGUUGUAUCAACUUAGCCUUUAAACUCUUUUUUUUUGAAAAAAAAAGGCAAUGAAUGUGUAUACACCAAGAACCUCUUCCACUCUCUUAAUUCCAUCCAUGAAGUGACAGAGCCUAAAUAGCAUUUCUGUAGGCUUACCAUGGUACCAACACAAUGGUAAUGUGAUCCUCCUUUAUUCAGGCCAUAUCUCCAAGAAUAUAGUUCAUGUCAUGGCAAAGCACUGGCAAAUGUAGAUCAGAUAAUUAACAGAUGUAGUCCCCAGUCUCCUUCAGCAUAGUCCAUAUCUUCUGUGUAUGGACUAGAUUCUUCAAUCCACAUCCAUAAACUGAGUAAUUCGCUAUUUUCCCUAAUAUUUGUCACUGACAAACUUUAUCAGUAAUGUUUUUGUUUUCUUUCAGGUCAUUGCUCAAAAAAUACUGAAUUUUCUAGGGCCCAAAUUUGGCUUCUGGGGCUCCCCUGUGAAUGCUGACUGGGGGGCCACUCAGCGGGACCUACAGGCUGCGCCAGAUUCACUUCCAUUGGGGGUCCAACGAUGAAGCCGGCUCUGAGCACGCGGUGGAUGGGAUGAAGUAUGCGGCAGAGCUUCAUGUGGUCCAUUGGAAUGCAGAGAAGUAUUCCAGCUUUGUUGAGGCAGCUCGUCAGUCAGAUGGAUUAGCAGUCAUGGCUGUAUUUCUGAAGAUUGGUGAAUGCAACCCUCAGCUGAAGAAGAUUACUGACCGCUUGGACACCAUCAGAAUCAAGGGUAAAAAAGCACUAUUCACAAACUUUGAUCCUAGCUGUCUGCUUCCCAAGUCCCUGGACUACUGGACUUACUUUGGCUCUCUUACUGUUCCACCUCUUCUUGAGAGUGUCAUCUGGAUUGUUCUGAGAGAACCCAUAAGUGUUUGUUCUGAACAGCUGGCCAAAUUCCGCAGCCUCCUGAGCACUGCUGAGGACGAGGUCGCCUGCUGCUUGCUGAGAAACUACCGGCCUCCCCAGCCUCUAAGAGGACGAGAAGUCAGAAGGAAUUAAAGGAGUAAAGCCAGAGUAGUCUCCCUCUGAAACCAAAGGCUGAAUUAAUUUUAAUAGUUAAUAUACUUUGUGAUUUUUAAUUUUUUUUUCUUGAGUUGUUGUAACAAAUAGGUGUUGUUUUAUUACUGGUUAUCGUGCAGUCAUUUCACACAGACAGGUAUGUCCUGCCUGAGCUGUUGCAGGUUCAUCGACAUUAACAGGUCUGACUGUGUUUGAGUGCAUUGGUUUGGGAGCACAGAGGUCACUGCUAAUCAUAAGGGUCAGAUGUGGUAAAGGAGUUGCCCAGAAUUUCCCACCAAAUUAUUGAACAGGAUGCCUGGUAUUAUUGGCAGUAUAGGAUGUUCUGGGUUUAUUCUUCUGGUCUCUAACAUAACAUUUAGCUUCUAUAUAGGACUUCACAAUGUAAUUCUCAAGGAAAAACUAUUUCAGUGAUGUUAUCAUGUCACUUUUCGACACAAAGCAGUAAUGACUAACAGCAUUUAAGUAAAACAGAUGUUUAUAUGAUCCUGUUAUUCUGGCUACUUCAUAGCGGGAAUCAUGUACUGACUGAUGUUUUUUUAAAAAGCAAAUAGUAAGGAUUUUGUGUAUUGCCAGGUGGAUUAGGUAUUCCUGAAUUUCAUAAUGUGUAGUGAUGAAAUUGUCCUGAAACCUGAAAACUACAAGGUAGAAAGGCAUAGAGAGAAUUAUUUGGGUCUAAAUGUAGUCUGUUGCAUUUGGUGAACAAUAAGGGACUAACUAUAACACUAUAUCCAUGUAGCAUCAGACUUUUACCACUUAAAAUCAGAAGGCAGGGGUGGCUGUUGCUCCAGACUCUUUCAUGCUAGAUGCUGUAGUGUGAUCCACAUGGUGCAUACCUCACACUCUGCAGUGGAGCACAGCACUGCUCAGGUCUGUAACGUCUCAAGGUACUGGCUGUCAUAGUUGAACUUUGGUGGUUGCACUUAUAUGCCAAAGAGAAGACCAAAGAGAACAUUCAGAGAAAGCCAAAGAAAUUGGAAUCAAGUCGAUAUCUAAUAAAAAGCUCAGCCCUCAAUAGCAAUAUGUUGAAAUGUCUGUCUUUAUGAAUUGACUUGAGCCUGAGUUUCUCUCAAGAGCUUUUUUUAUCUGAGUAUAAUUGUUUGUUUUAUGCCAAAUUUAUUUUUAUUCUUUUUAAUGAACUUGCCAUAGGAUGUAGCUUAGGAUAGAAUUAGAUUUACUCUCAAACUAUGAGAACUACAUAGUUACCAGUGAUACCUGGAAGAGGCAGCUAGAGGUUUCAUGGGUAGCAACUACCAUCAAUCUCUGUAGUACUUCUGACCAACUCAUCUUCCAUGAAUUAAUUUUUUUAUAGGUUUUAUAGGCUCUGCCUUU